Molecule: messenger RNA, 2001 nt
Organism: Salvia splendens (bonfire salvia)
Lineage: Eukaryota; Viridiplantae; Streptophyta; Magnoliopsida; Lamiales; Lamiaceae
Product: G-type lectin S-receptor-like serine/threonine-protein kinase LECRK2
Exons: 2
Coding region: 1-2001 (666 amino acids)
Biological process (GO): protein phosphorylation
Molecular function (GO): protein kinase activity; ATP binding
Source: RefSeq, a predicted model, not a curated record
AUGCUCGACACCGGAAACUUCGUGCUUGCCUCCAACACUUCAGCCAUCCUAUGGCAGAGUUUUGAUUCCCCCACUGACACAUUAUUACCAACUCAAGUACUAAACCGAGAAGGCGCUCUAUAUUCUAGCAUCUCGGCAACCAAUUUCUCGACAGGGAGAUUCUUAUUUACGUUGAAGGCCGACGGUGAUCUGGUUCUCACCAUCCAAUCAUACCCAUUGGACCUAAACGGAAAUACCUAUUGGUCAUCGAAUACUAUUGAAACCGGCUUCCGGUUGAUCUUCAAUGAUUCCGGCAGCAUCGACCUCAUCCGGCCGAACAGAACCCUACUCCGACCACUCUUCGACAGCGGGCCUCUGGCCGGGAAGUUUUACCAGAGACUGGUGCUAGAACACGACGGGGUCCUCCGCCAUUAUGAGUAUCUCAAGUCUUCUAAUUCUUCGUGGUCUAUACGUGAUUUUAAGCCUUCCAACAUAUGUCGUGCUGUUUUAGAAAAACAUACGGGCGGAGGGGCUUGCGGUUUCAACAGCUACUGCUCAAUAAAAGCUGACGGACGACCGAGCUGCGGCUGCCCCACGGGUUACAAACCGAGGAGCGGCCUAACUGGUUGCGCGCCUGAUUUCGCGCAACACAGAUGCGACGAUGAUGUGCGGGAUGCACAGAGUUUCAUAUUCGACGAGAUGUACAACAUAGAUUGGCCUGUCGUGGAUUAUGUGAAUUUGAGGAACAUCGACGAGGCAUCGUGUCGCCAAUCCUGCCUUUCCGAUUGCUUCUGUGCUGCUGCAAUAGUUUAUAAUGGAAAUUGUUUUAAGAAGUCACUGCCCUUCACCAAUGGGAGGCUGGAUCCUGGCUUUGAUGGAAAGGCCUUGAUAAAGGUCAGGAUAAACAACACUUUCACUUCGAAUCCCAACAUCACUGCCACCGGCCGAGAGAGUAGUAAGAGUAGCUCCACUGCUCUCACUGUAACACUGUCGGCCUUGUUAGGCUGUUCGGUGUUAUUGUUUCUUCUUUCGAGUUUCUUUAUCGUUUUCUACUUGAGACGUACAAAAUCAAUAAUGGAACAGAGGAGCCAUGUACAACCUGCUGGAGUGAGCACGAUAAGUAGCUUCAGCUUCAAAGAGAUAGAAGAGGCAACCAAUGGAUUCAGUGAAGAAUUGGGCAGGGGUGCUUGCUCCAUAGUCUACAGAGGUACUCUAAAAAAUGAUGGGAAGGUUGUUGCUGUCAAGAAGCUGCACAAGAUCUUCGAGCAAGCGGAUGAUGAGUUCAAAGCUGAAGUAAGCUCAAUUAGCAGAACCAACCAUAAGAACCUUGUGCAGCUGCUUGGGUAUUGCGAUGAAGGCCAGAACAGAAUUUUGGUAUACGAGUUCAUGACUAAUGGCUCUCUAGCCACUUUCCUCUUCCAAAAAUCACCACGUCCUAACUGGUAUACAAGAGUGCAGAUUGCAUUUGCAAUAGCAAGAGGGAUUUGCUAUCUGCACGAAGACUGCAGCGUGCCCAUCAUACACUGCGACAUCAAGCCUCAGAACGUGCUUCUAGACAAGUCUUUCGCCCCAAAAAUAGCAGAUUUUGGGCUAGCAAAGCUUCUCAAAGCUGAUCAGACUAGAACCAUGACCGGAAUAAGGGGGACAAAAGGAUAUGUGGCUCCGGAAUGGUUCAGGAACAUGCCCAUAACAGUCAAAGUGGAUGUGUACAGCUUCGGAAUCAUGCUGCUUGAGCUGAUGUGUUGCAGAAGGAGUUAUGAAGCAGAUGUGGAAGACGAGGGAGAAGCUGUUCUUGCUGACUGGGCCUAUGAUUGUUACCAUCAAGGGGCAUUAGAUUUGCUGGUGGCGGGCGAUGAGGAGGCGAAGAGCGACAUGAAAACGUUGGAGAUAUAUGUGAAGACAGCCAUAUGGUGCAUUCAAGAAGAUCCAACAUUGAGGCCUCACAUGAAUAUAGUAAUGCAUAUGCUUCAAGGAUCGAUGCAAGUCCCAACUGCCCCAGAUCCUGCUGCAUUUGUACACUAA